This is a messenger RNA of Saitoella complicata NRRL Y-17804, 874 nucleotides long. RefSeq lists its product as uncharacterized. The record is from RefSeq and is a predicted model, not a curated record. The transcript has a single exon. The annotation marks the transcript as partial. Lineage: Eukaryota; Fungi; Ascomycota; Saitoellomycetes; Saitoellales; Saitoellaceae.
AAACCGCGGCGCCCCGCGAGUCGGAACGUCAUAUAUUCAACUUUACAGAACAGCUAUAGCUUUUGCAAUCCGUAGCUAAGCAUGUCCCCUUUGUUCGUAAAGCGCUCAACCAGAUCUAGACGCUGUUGAUGAAAGAACGUGAGCCCAAGUGGGAGGAGGCAAGUUGUGAAGUGCCAAUCCAAUUGGGUCCGUUCAGAAGUCUUGCCCGGGAAGGUUAGCCACGUCUGAAUUCGACUCCAUUCUGCUCGUCUACACGAUCGAAUGGAACGAUAAUUAGAGAGAGGUUCAAGAUCAACGCAUGCGCAGUAGCGAACAAGUGCUUCGUCAGAACAAACUCUUCGACCAAAUUUAUCUGUACGUUACUCGGAAAGAGUGGCCUUGGCUGCGCGUGCCAAACGAAUUGACUGCACUCGAACUGCGCAGGCGAUCUAGGGAAGUUUUGCACAAUUAUAAUGCCGAAGAGUUGUUGAGGAAGAAGUCAAAGGUCACGAUUGCGAGGAAGAAGGGGCAGCUUACUAUGCAGCGUUACCUCAAGACCAUAGUCGAUUAUGAUGCAGAAAGAAUGUUGGCUGAUACGUUUGUCGACAAGCUUUUGGAAGGUUUCAUCAAGUUCCCCAAGAUCGCUGAAGUGAAGAAGGAGGAGGCAUUGGAUGAGCUGCAGGCACUCGAACUGGAGGAUAAGGCGGAAGCUCAGGAGCAUCUGAUUGAGUAGAGGCAAUACUGGUCGGUUGUUCUGUUGUUGGAUUUUCCCCGUCGAAGUAUCAUCUUUGGAGUACGGUUAUUUAUCGCAUAUCGGUAGGUCUGUACAAUGGUGUUUGUUGUGAAGGUCACCUCAUAUACGUAUUGGGUUAACAAUAGAAUCCACGUAACCGCA